UUAUGCUCUUUUAUUUUCCACUUUGUUGCGGAAAUAUUAGUUAUUAUCAUAAAUUUUUGUUUCUUGAUAAACAUAAUAACGAUAGUAAUAGAAGUAUCUUUAUAAUUUUCAUUAUUACGUAUAUCAAAUAAACCUAAAAAUAUUGUAAUAAUGAUAUUUAUAAUCGAUUCAUUUAUUUUAAUAUGGGAUUCAAAGAAUAUAAACAAUAUUUCUAUUUAUCAUGCUUCAGAUAAACAAUCGACGAAUCUGUCAAAUUGACAAGUUUAUUUGGCAUUAACAUGGCUGCCGAGAUCAAUAGGAAACUGUCAUGAUACAUUUUGUCCAUGCUCAUUGGUGUUAUUAGAUUUUCUAAUAUGUAUUGUACGGAUAUUUUUUUAUGAACAUGAAUAUUUUUUAAAUCGUUAGAAAGGUUAUUCAUAUUUUUCUGAAAAUGUCAUAAUCUUGAUUUAUAAUGGUAGGUGAAAGUGUUCUGAAUAUUUGCCGAUCCGUGAAACGAGGGUGAUUCAUAACAAUGUAAUACAGCUUUACAAAAACGAUAUUUUGUUUAUGAUCGAUUAAAGAUCGUAGAUAUUAUAGGAGUUCCUAAUAUUUAGUAUGAACGUAGACAAUGUACUUAUUUUAGAAAUAUUACUUAAAAAAAUUUAAGAUAUAAUAUUUUUACAUGAUUGUUGUUUCAUACUUGUCUCAUAAGAGAGUAAUUGUUUCUACAAUUUGUGUGAAUAUUUUUCGCUCUUAGUAGUGAAGACAUUGGUAUUACUCAAGGAAAUCAUUGAGUUUCCAAUAGAUGAUAUAUUAAUAUGGACAUUUUUGAAUAUAUUUGCAUAUCUGUGAUUACAUUUGUGUGUGGUAUAAUAUGUACACUUGUGCUGGAAUUUUAUUUAUUCAAAAAAUACUUGGAGCAAGCACCUUUGGAAAGUACACCAAGAAAAUUAAAACACCAUGGCAAGGCUCAGUUACCUAAGGAGUUACUUGACAAAAUUCAAGAUGAAAAAACAAGUUCCAUAAGCAUAUCACGCCAGGGUAUGUGCCAAGGCAAUGAAAACUUGGCAAUAAAUUUAACAUUGCAAUUUUUGUUUAAUGAACUUAGAAAUGCUGAGAGAGUACGCCUUUGGUUGUAUAGAAAGUUAAAUAAUGAGUUCAAAGAAUUAUUAACUCAAUCUACCACUGGCAAAUUGCUAGACAGUGUACAGUUAAGAGACUUGAAUCUGGGUUCACAAUUUCCCACAAUAAAAGGUUUAGAAGUUGCAGAUUCAAAAAUAGAUGCUGAUACAGGUUUAUUGGAGACAUUGGAUUUAUCUUUAGAUUUACAUUAUUCUGGAAAUUUUCAAUUAUCGAUAGAUGUUAAAAUGCUACUGGGAAAGACUGCAUAUAUGGCUUUACAAGUGAAACGUAUCAGUGGCAGAGCUAGGUUGCAGUUUACACGUGUUCCAUAUACUCACUGGUCCUUAAGUUUUUAUUCAGAUCCUAUACUUGAAUUGGAAGUACAAUCCCAAUUUCAAGGUCGUCAAUUACAGCCACAGAUCAUUUCUUUGAUCACAGGACAAAUUCGUAGAGCUGUGCGUAGGAAGCAUACAUUACCUCGCUAUAAAAUGCGUUACAAACCAUUUUUCCGUAGACUAAACGACGAAGCAGUAGAUUUAUCCGAAGUUGCCAAUAUACAAUUGACACCAGGUUAUUUGGAGGUAUCACUGGUGGAAGUGACUAGAUUAAAUCUUGGACCUAAUAUACUUAAUGCAGACGAUAGAUCACAAGUUGAAGUAUAUUGUACAAUAAGCAUAGAUUCAACACCUUGGGUAUAUCUGACUCAAUAUACUGGAGUUCCUUAUAUGGUGUUGGACUUAAUUAUUAGUAAAGUUGGUUCUCAGCAACUUGGCGUAGUGUUUAAGCAAGAAUUUGUGCCAGAAGUAGGUCAUGUAUGUGUGUUAGUCGAGACUAUAAUAGUUGGAAGUCCUGCUGCAAUCGCUGAGAUGAGAAAAGGGGAUAUUUUAAUAGCAGUAGAUGGCAAAAAGGUGUCUAACAUGAAUCAAGUAGCUAAAUUUGUAAAAAGUGCGGUGCAGAGGCGUUUUAUCAUAAGGGUUGAAAGAAAAUAUUCUAAAGCAGAUUCGGACAAACAAGCUAGCAUGAAAUUGGAUAGUGAAAGGAUAUCAGCAGAAAGAGGAGUUGAUAAGAAAACAUUAAAAACUGAUUUUAUAUUUAAUAAGGGAGAUACGCCCAGUGCCGAAGACAGCAAGAUCAAAUUUGAAAGCCAAAUAAAAUUUUCGGAUUUAAAGGAUUGUGAAAAUGAAAUUUCUGACAAAUUGGAAAUGAGUAGUAGACUAUUUAGAAGGAGAAAAAGCAGCGCACAUACCGAUGAUACUACUCAGACACCAGACGCUACCCCCUCCAGAAAGAUUUCAACUACUUCGAAUCAAUCGAUAAUAUCGAGUAGCUCUCAAUUUUACUUUAAUGACGAUAACUAUGUAACAAAUAUAUCAGACUUAUACUAUACUACUAAAGAAAAAGAAUAUGCAUCUUUAAUCACUUUCGAAGAAACUAGGUCUUUUCAAAUUGAUUCAGAACUCCAGUACUUAAAUAUAGGAGUAUGGGGUCGUGUAAGAGGAGGAGAAAUUCAAGCAAAGUUAUUAGGAUAUAUUAAUGUCCCUAUGAAAUUAAUUCUGGCACAAUGUUAUACAUCCUCCACUGGUCAUUAUCUUAAAUGCUAUGCUUUAUUACCACCAGAUAGUGCUUCUUUGGCGACGGUACAUCCAAAACUACAAGGAUAUUCAGGAUUCGACCCAACACUUUGUUAUGGUGAUAUUUUAUUAUCUUAUUUAUGGGAGUCUAGUUACCCGAAUCGUCAUAUAACUGGUGAUUCAGGGAAAAAGGAAAGUACAGAAGCUGUCAAAACACAACCACCUUUGAGCGAAGAAAUUUCUGAGAAAAAGCUGCACGAUUUUAUUAGAACUCAUUUUCAUAGAGCAACACACUGCGACUUUUGUACAAAGAAGAUUUGGCUGAAGGACGCAGUGCAGUGCAGAGAUUGUGGUAUGGUGUGUCAUAAGAAAUGUGAAGUUCGUUGUCAAGCAUCAGGAACAUGCGGAGCCGAAAGUAUAACAACAAUGGCAUUGGAAGCAGACGAAAUAGAAUCUACUACUGUUAUUGGGGAAUCAGGUCCAGAGAUUUCUCUAACCAGUUGUGAAGAUAAUGUACAGGGUGCAACUAUGAUGGCCAUGAAGGCUAGUAUAGCUAAUACUCUAUUGGGCCUGAAGAAGGCUGGAAGUACCAGUUGCUUGGCCCCACCGGCUUCCGGUACUGGUCUGGCAUCUAGAAGUCUUCCCCCAAGUCCCUGUGCAUCCCGCAAGAAUUCAUUGGUUGGUGGCUUGGGCAUAAGUCCCGAUCUCUUGGAGGGUGCUGAACCUAGCGUGGCAGCUCCUCUAGUAGCUGGCGAUUUGGACGAUGGUCUUAUGUCUAGAGCUAAAGAUACCGGCAAGUUUCUGUACAAACAUUUGGAGCCACUAGAACGCGUUGAAAAAAUCAAUGUCAUGAUGGGGAAGCUGAAAACUGCGCUCGACGCGGAAACUGCCUCAAGAUUGGAAUUAUCACAAAGCGGAGAAAUGGACAGUAUUAAAUUAAUUGCACAAAGCGAUUUACGAGUGCAAGCACUUAGUGUCUUACUAUUGCAUUAUUGCGCUGGAUUGCAACACGCGCAAGAAGCAUUAGACCGAUCUCAAAGAAACAGAGAGUCCCAACAAGCUUAACUUCAAUGAGAAAAUGCCAACAAAACUAUCGAUAUACAUUCCAAUACCGCGUACAUUCUAUUUCACUUCACUGUCUGUUUAAUACAGAAAUCGUCGAUAACUUUGGUCGAUUAUAAAUAUCCGUUCAGGUAUCUGUAUCAUAUAUAUACGUACUUACAAUUGUACGUAUUAUAUGGUUGCUUUGAAAUUUCUCUAUAAAUCGUUCAGCGACAUUCAUGUUAAUAGGCCUCUAGAUAAUACUCGUAAAUUUUACCGUGAUACCUUCAUAGUUUACCAGAGAACACCAAAUAUUAAGACUUGUAUUUACAGAUUCUAUGUAUACUCGUAGAGAACAGAGUACAACGUAUACCAGCUGUGUUUACGCAUAGAGUAUUUUCGGCGGUGUAGGUAAAUAGUUGUGUUAUAGAAUGAUUAGGAUAACAAAAACGGGAAAAUAGUGUCUUGAGUUUAAGUGUAAGGUAGUGAGUAAUUAGAUAUUUAAUUACAGUAUUCGAUAGUUUUGCGGAACAGAUAUUAUUCUCUUUCAUAUCGAUAUAACGAUUGACCUUCGAUUAUGAGAUUUAAAUAAUUCAGAAUAGAUUUUAUUUCUUACUGAAUCGUAUUUUACUUAUCUGUAAGCCGGCUGCAACGAAAUACAUUAAUUGCGACUGAUUUAAAAAAUAUCAACGUUAGUAUUAUCUACAUACGAGUAUGAAUGAAAUACACGAUACGGUAGAAUUCCAUCCAUAGAUAACACGAAUAGAUAACAUCGAGGUAUUGAUAUAUACAUAUAUUUCAUGGCUUUAACAAGAUAUUACGAUCUAUUGUUAGUAUGUAAAAUAAAUAUAAGAAAAUCAAUAUAGAUUAUUGAACGAGUGUUCAGUGAUAAUUUGUACUCGUAUUAUUUAAGACUAAUAUCAAGAUUAACGAAAACCGUUUCUUGAGCGAUUAUUCUCUUGAAACACGCUGUUCCAAGCGAUGAUUUAAGUAUCGAAAAUGUUUCGUUCGUCCAACGAGAAAUAUAUGCGAAUAAAUGCGAAAUCGGGUAGACGUCCGUUUAUAUCUAUCGGUGACGAUGAUCUUUCCGUUUAAACUACGUGGAAGAUCCGAAUUCUUGGUAAAUAUGAAAAUACUCGAAAAACGGAGACGCAGUAACUUGCGAGCGCACAAAGAGUCAACGUCAGAGCCAAAGAUUUUAUAGGGCCAAUGUUCGCGGUCAAACAGAGACGUUUUGCGAAGAUUUUCCGCAGAUUAUAAUCGCGGGAGGCCAGAUUGCAUCGUAAAAGCAAGGAAGAAGAUAGCUUGUAGUAUAAAAUUUUCAACAAUUCGGAUGUCAUUUUGUUUUUCACUUGAUCGUGAAUCAACGAACGCCCGCGGUCAACCCUAUUGUAUUCCCCGUGCGAUACUUUUCAUUUGCACACGGGCGUACGACUUCCCAAGAUUCAGAAAAAUUUACUGCGCGAAUUAUUCGUGGAACAUGAUGUUUCUUUCCGACACGUGUUGGCAGAUCACAGUUGGCGUAAAAUCAGAACUCGGCAGUCUUGACCGGAUGUAAAAUUACGCGUCGUUUUAAAAACGUAAAGUCAUCGAAUUCACAAAGAGAAUGUAUGUAUGUACGCGUAUCGAGCAAAUGUUUUACGUUCAUUAUUACGAAUUAAAAGGUCGAUCAAGGAUCCUUCUUUAAACAUGAAAUGGGUCUGUUGGAGACUGAAAAACCGCGAACAUCUUCCUUGUCGAUAUAUGAAAAUGUACCAUUUACAUAUAUAUAUAUAUAUAUAGAAAGAGAGAGAAGAGGAAGAAAUCAUUUGGGGGGCAGAGAGAAAAAGAGGGUAUACACGUGCAUGGACCGCGUGCAUCGAUCUCAGCACGAUACAGCGUAGCUUAUAUCUCGCGCACGUUCAUGCGAGAGUCAAUACGAAUACGACGACUGAAAAGUCAUGGGGGAUUUUGGCCCGCGAAUCUAUUCUCGUCCAUGAAAUGCACGCGCAGUAUCCUCUGGCCACGUGCCAAACAUACCGAAGAAUCGUAUAAACAUUUUAUCCCUGUUGGGCACUGGACUCUGCAAUGAAUGAAGAGAAAAGAUCUGCAUGGAAAAGUAAAGACGCGAUUGAUUUUUCUUAAGUACCUCUCCGCGCUAGUUCACCAUUAAAUCAGGGAUAAUCGGAGAUUCAAAUCUACUAUUUUUUUUUUCUUUCCAUAGUUUGGUGAGAAUAUUCGAUACGAUUGGUAACGGAUGAGUCAUAAAGAUUUUCUUUUCCAGAAUACCGCGUGAUCGAACGAACGAGAGAUUCUUUCGGGAGAAAGGCGUAGAAAUACGUUGUUUAAUGCGGUGAAACGAAUACGCUUUUCGAUCUCGCGACCUCAGCCAAAACACGCGCAUUCGAUGUUUUCUUUUGUCUGAAAAGAUGCCCUGGCAGUAUCACUUAUUCCAGAUGCUCCUUCUAGCUGUUUAUUAUCACGAUGAAACGACGACGCACGUGCCCGUAUGCAAUCUUUUUUGUAAACCGUCACUUAACGGAAGAUUAAUUGUAUUUUAUAUUUUCGAAUAUUUCUCGAUGAAAUGUUCGAUAUCCUUUCCCAUAGAUCGUCAACUCUUGUCCAAGAUAACGAACAUAUAUUUAGCAAGUCUGUCGAUCGAUUUUCUUUUUAUAGUCUGUUCCAAAGAAAUACGUCGAGAAAUUUUCCGAAUGGUAACGCGUGUUCGUUUCCAUUGUCGUGCGAAACGGGUACGUGCCAUUUUUAUAUCGCGUUGUUUGCGAAGAGAUACAUACGAAGAAAAAUGAAACAGAAUGGUUACUGGAAAAGUUCGCCACCGAUGAACGGACGGGCAAUAAUGAACGUCCGCAAUGGCGCAGUAGGCAUCGUGCCGAACGGAUGGUUCGUCGUAUUUUCGACCUUGGAUUUAGACGAUGUUUCGAAUGAAGAUUUUGCGAACAGGAAUGGAAAGGUGAACGGAAAGAGCGGAACAAAGCUUUCGUCACGAAAAAAGGAGCGGAAGCGUAUGAAAUUCGUGUGCGUUGAACAUUUUUCAUUUUGAACCUUGUUCGCUUCCUCGUCCUUACCGCGUGAGCUACGCCGCUAAUUGCACAUUUAUGUAACGACGCGAUUCGAUAUACAUAUAUAUAUAUAUAUAUAUAUAUAUAUAUAUAUAUAUAUAUAUAUAUAUAUAUAUAUAUAU
Messenger RNA from Bombus huntii, 6894 nucleotides. RefSeq names its product PDZ domain-containing protein 8 (gene Pdzd8). Gene Ontology annotation, molecular function: lipid binding; protein binding. Bases 798 to 3737 code for a protein of 979 amino acids. Gene Ontology annotation, biological process: mitochondrial calcium ion homeostasis. The transcript has 9 exons. The record is from RefSeq and is a predicted model, not a curated record. Lineage: Eukaryota; Metazoa; Arthropoda; Insecta; Hymenoptera; Apidae. Gene Ontology annotation, cellular component: mitochondria-associated endoplasmic reticulum membrane contact site.